AUGUCAAAAACAGAUUUAAAUUCACUUUCUCUUAAAAAGAAACAAAUUAAUGUAUUAAAAGAAAGAUUUAGUCAUACAAUAGAAGUUGAUAAAGAUUCUACAUUUAAAAUACCAUUUUUAGGAAUUCAUUUAUUAAUAUCAUUACCUGUAGAUUUCCCAAAUUCACCACCAGCAUAUUUUUUAGAAAUUCUUCAAACACAUCAACCAAUUUCAUUACCAUCCAGUUUUAAAUGGACCCCAAUGAAUAGUUUAGCGUCAGUUACAAUACAAAUUAUGGAACCUUAUGUUAAAGAUAGUAAAGGUUUAGAAAAUUUAAUAGAGCAAGUUAGAAGACAACAAAUUUUGCAACAAAAUAUACAACAACAACAACCACCACCAACACUACAAACACAACCACAAAGAAGUAAUAGUGUAUCAUCACCAUCAUCACAAUAUUCACCACCACCACCAUAUAAAGAUCAACCAUCAUCAGGAGUAAUAUCACCACCAACACCAAACACACCACAGAGAAGCAAUAGCGUCUCAACCACUAACUCGGUACAACCAAACAACAGUAUUAAAAUACCAUCAAUACCAAUCGAAUUUUUAGAAUUAAAGAGCAAAUCAAUCCAAGAAUUAGAAGAACUCAUCAACAAUGAGGAUUCAAUGAAUGCAUUUACAUAUUCUUUUGAUGAUGUCAGCGAACUGUCUGAUCAAAAAUCCAAAUUACUUUCAGAGAAUGAAAGACUAACCAAAAUCAGCGACCCUUUACCAAACGAAAUCAAACAAUUAAAAGACGAAAUCGAAACUAAAAAAAUAUUUUUUGAAGAAUUAAACAAACAAAACUUAUUUUUACAAAACAAAAAAAAGGAAAUCUCUGACAGAUACUCUCAAAAUACUCUUUUGGAUAAACUCAAUGACUCUAUUGGUGAAUUGGAAUUAGAAUCUGAUGAAAUAGUACACUCUUUUCUUAAUGACUCAACUUUAGAACUAAAAGAAUUUAAAAAACAAUUUAAAGAAAAAAGAUCAUUAUAUCAUUCAAAAUGUGCAAAUAGAGAAAAUUUAAUGGGACAUUAA
This is a messenger RNA of Dictyostelium purpureum, 1056 nucleotides long. RefSeq lists its product as uncharacterized. The coding region runs from base 1 to 1056 and encodes 351 amino acids. Gene Ontology annotation, biological process: protein targeting to vacuole; protein targeting to membrane; ubiquitin-dependent protein catabolic process via the multivesicular body sorting pathway. NCBI's taxonomy places the organism in Eukaryota, Evosea, Eumycetozoa, Dictyosteliales, Dictyosteliaceae. Gene Ontology annotation, cellular component: ESCRT I complex. The transcript is spliced from 3 exons. The record is from RefSeq and is a predicted model, not a curated record.